AUGGAUCAGGAAAGGCUUCGUAAUUUUAUCAUUUGGGCAAUUACAACUGCGUUAGCGUCGGAUUCUGCACAAAGGUUGAGGUCUAACGAGUCUCGCAUUUUUGUCAACAAAAAAAAAGAACUAGGAAAAGAGUCUCGUGAUGACUCCUUAGUGUCAAAAUUUUUGCGUUGGUUAACAGCAUCAGUAAUCAAUGGGAAGCUUCAUCAAAAAUCUAAUGAUAUAUAUUCAAGGUUUACAGAAACACAUAAGCUAGAAUCCCUGCAUUCUUUACUGGUGCAUGUAGAAAAUACCUCAGAGCAAAGACAGAUCCAGAUGAUUACUGCUUUACUUAUCCAAUUAAUUCAUUGUAGUGCUAACCUUCCUGAUUCUUUAAGACAAGCAUCGAUUAGUAAUUCUGUAUUGGAAAUCCCGGUUGAUGCUAGUUAUCAAGCUAAAUGCCGCGAUGCAGUAACAGAAGCCUGCUCCUAUUUUUGGACCCGUGUACUUCAGCAACUUGCAAGUGUAAAGACUCAGGAUGCUUCUGAAUUGAAAUCCACAAUGGAGAAUCUUGUUACUGAUUUAUUGACCACUCUAAAUUUACCUGAAUAUCCUGCUUCAGCUUCUAUUCUAGAGGUUCUAUGUGCCAUACUAAUUCAGAAUGCUGGGACAAGUUCCAAGGAUUUUGCUUCACGUUCCAUGGCAAUUGAUAUUCUUGGCACUAUUGCGGCAAGGUUGAAGCAUGAUGCUGUGAUUUGUAGCCAGGAAAAGUUUUGGGUACUUCAAGAUUUACUUAGUAAGGAUGCUGCUCCUCAGAAUUAUCAGAAAGAUACAUGUUGUGCCUGUUUGGGUGGAAGGGCUGAAAAUUUGUUCCCAUGUUCUGGCUGCAGUAGGCUUUUUCAUGCUGAAUGCCUGGACAUUGAAGAAGAUGAAGUUCUCAAUCAGAACUGGUACUGUCACAUGUGCAUCUGCUCAAAGCAACUGGCUGCUGAAGGAAUUGUUUGUAGGACAGAAGCUUGA
This is a messenger RNA of Vicia faba (fava bean), 996 nucleotides long. The record is from the annotation of a GenBank genome assembly. NCBI's taxonomy places the organism in Eukaryota, Viridiplantae, Streptophyta, Magnoliopsida, Fabales, Fabaceae.